AGAAACGAUUGAUCCGUCAAACAAGCAACUGUUCAGUAAUGUCUUACAUACCGUUCUAUGUAAGAGAGAAUUUCCUGUUUUUUUCUAAACAUAAAUGUACUAAUUAUUAGAGUCAUAUUUUAAUAGACUUUUCUCUUUUCUUUUAGGACAAUUGGAAAAAUGGAAGUAAUUAUAAUGAUUCAAGUUCAAGCUAUAGUAGAAGUAGAAGUAUUUAUCCAAUGAGAAAAGAUUAUCAGAGAAAGCCUUCAUUUUUCACAAAUCCCAGAGCUUAUAUAUAUGGAUCUACAUUGGAAAGCAAUUCUGUUGAAAGUGACGAAAAUGAACAACAGCGUUGGAAGUUGACAAGAACCCAAUGGAUACUUUUAAUUGUUUUAUCUGUAAUAUUUAUAGCACUAUUAUCUAUCAUAUUUGGUAUUGUUUUUACUCUGCCAGGUAAGUUUAUUAAGUAUAUUGGAAUAUUUUUGAACUAAUGUAUUCAUUUUCAUUCCAAAAAACUACACUACUCAGCUUCAAAAGAAGAUAAAGAAAAUAUCAAAAGUAAGCGUUAAUAAACAAAUAAAUAUAUCAUACCUUUAUAAAAUUAUCUCUUUAUCAAACAUUCUUUACAUUUAAUACUCAGAUUUCGAAAUUACUAUGAAAAUGGAUAUAAAUUUUGAUGAUUCAUUAUUGGAUACUAAUUCGGAAAAGUAUCGACAACUUUCACAGACUUUGAAAGAUAAUCUAACUCAAGCUAUUCAAUCGAGUGAAGAUCUUAAAAACACAGAAAUAAAGAAUAUUACCAAUUUUAAGUUUAGCAAGGGAAGUGUUAUUGCAACAUUCUUAGUCAUAUUCUCCACGCCUGGUUCAGAUAUCAGCAAUAUAACUCCUAAUUCUAUUAAAACAAUAAUAGAAUCUACAAAAAAUGACCCUUUGCUUAAGUCACUAAAGAUUAUUCUCGUUCUCGUAGUUGAAACAAAAUUAGAAAUAACUACUGAUGUUCAAACAACAGAGAGAAACCCGUCUAUCACGCUGACUCCAACUACAUUAAAAUUAACUGAACACUCAGCAUUUGAAGUUUCCACAGAAAAAGUAACAACUUUAAAUCAAAAAGAAACUAUGAAACACACCUCUGAAAAACCAACAACAAAAUUUACAACACAGUCUCCCACCAAAGUUACAACUAGAAGACCAAAAAUUUCAUCCACUGCAAAGAUAGAAGAUACCACAGAAUAUACCUCAAAAAAACAAUCAACAAAACUUACUACACAACCUCCCACCAAAGUUACACAACCUUCCACCACUGUUUCAACAGAAAGACCAACAACGGAAUCUACUGCAAAGACAGAAGAGACUUCCAAGCAGACCACUGAAGAACCAACAACAAAACUUACGACACAACCAUCCACCACUGUUUCAACAGAAAGACCAACAACUGAAUCUACUGCAAAGACAGAAGAGACUUCCAAGCAGACCACUGAAGAACCAACAACAAAACUUACGACACAACCGUCCACCACUGUUUCAACUGAAAGACCAACAACUGAAUCUACUGCAAAGACAGAAGAGACUUCCAAGCAGACCACUGAAGAACCAACAACAAAACUUACGACACAACCGUCCACCACUGUUUCAACUGAAAGACCAACAACUGAAUCUACUGCAAAGACAGAAGAGACUUCCAAGCAGACCACUGAAGAACCAACAACAAAACUUACGACACAACCGUCCACCACUGUUUCAACUGAAAGACCAACAACUGAAUCUACUGCAAAGACAGAAGAGACUUCCAAGCAGACCACUGAAGAACCAACAACAAAACUUACGACACAACCGUCCACCACUGUUUCAACUGAAAGACCAACAACUGAAUCUACUGCAAAGACAGAAGAGACUUCCAAGCAGACCACUGAAGAACCAACAACAAAACUUACGACACAACCGUCCACCACUGUUUCAACUGAAAGACCAACAACUGAAUCUACUGCAAAGACAGAAGAGACUUCCAAGCAGACCACUGAAGAACCAACAACAAAACUUACGACACAACCGUCCACCACUGUUUCAACUGAAAGGCCAACAACUGAAUCUACUGUGGAUCCAAUGACUACAACAUAUUUACAUCCAUGUGAUAGAGAAGUCUGCAACAAUGGAACGUGUUUAAAAAGAAAUACGACUGAUUUCGAAUGUGAAUGUUUACCAGGUUGGACUGGAGAGCUGUGUGCGAAUGAUACUAACGAAUGUACUGAAAGUGGAUUGUGCAAUUACGGAGAGUGUAUUAAUCUUCCUGGAAGUUAUAGAUGCGAUUGCGACUUUGGUUACGAAGGAAACUACUGCAAUAAAAGUAUAUUCUGUAAAGAAGAAGAUCUUGGUAAAAUUUUGCAACAUCCAAUAAGUUGUGAAAAAUACCUCAACUGUACAGCAAAAAAUAAUCACGCUGUGGUGGAUUGUCCUUCUCAGUAUAAAUUUGAUACCAUUAGUGUACAGUGCUCACCUAGUGGUGCUACCUGUAAUGAACCAGAGAAAUGCACAAAUGUGACUUGUAAUGGUGGAACUUGCUUGUUCUCCUCAAAGACUUAUAAGAUUCAGUGUACUUGCGAUAAGAAUGCUACAGAAUUUUAUGGUGACAGAUGUCAAUAUCCAAAGAAAUCAUGUAACGAAUUAGUUUGUCAGAAUGGUAAAGGUAUUGAUACUGGAAAGGGCUAUUGUGAAUGCGUAUGCGAUAAAGGUUGGACAAAGAAGGAUGUGAAAAUUUUCCCAGCCAACGAUACUUGUGAUGAGGAUAUCGAUGAAUGUGCAAAUUUGUUCAAGUGCGGAAAGGAGAAUCAAUGUACUAACUUUAAUGGUUCAUUUUCCUGUCUCUGUUCACCAGAUUGGUUCGGCAAUGAAUGUCACAAAAGUGUUCACUGUAAUUCAAGAUCUGAUGGUCUUUAUCCACAUUACGACUGCGACAAAGCUUUCCAUUGUCGCAAUCACAGCCAUUCAAUAGAGAAAUGUAACGUGACCGGCCAAGUUUUUGACCAUAAAAAUGGUGUAUGCUUUAACCCUGGACUACUAUCCUGCAAUAUCAUUGAGCGAUGCACAAAAACCACUUGCAAUAAUCAUGGUACAUGCUCAGUGGAUAUAAAUGGAGGCAAUCCAAAAUGUCACUGCGAUUCAUUUUACUAUGGCACAACUUGCAACUACACAUACAAUGCCUGUGACUCAAUAAAAUGCCAAAACAAUGCACAAAUCGAAAAAAUGACUCUAAACGACACAUUUUGCAAAUGUAAUUGUCAAACAGGAUGGACAGGUCAAUUUUGCGAAGACGACAUCAAUGAAUGCAACAAUCAAACAAUCGCUGCUCAAUGUGGAGAAGAUAAUACCUGUACAAACACAAAAGGAAGCUUUACAUGUGAAUGUUCAGAGGCAUGGAGAGGCGAUAAAUGUGAUGAAAGUUGGUACUGCAACAAAAAAACAGAUGGUGUCUACCGCCAUACUGAAUGCUCCAAGUAUGUAAACUGUACAAGCGGAGUUCAUAAAAUAGAGAAUUGCCCUAUUGGUCAAACGUUUGAUGUUGAUAAACUGGAGUGUGUUCAUUCAUCAUUGACACAAUGUGAAACAAUUGAGAGAUGCAAAAAUUCAACAUGUAACUUUCACGGGGAAUGUGUCGAUAGCAUUGAGACACCUCCUAAUUGCACAUGCUACAAUGGAUUCUACGGAACCUACUGUGAAAAUAAACUAUUGAAUUGUUCAACACUGAAUUGUACACACGGAACGAAAGAUGUUGUGGAUUCAACAGAAGAUCUUUGUAAAUGUCAAUGUAUACAAGGAUACAACGGUCAGUUCUGUACAGAAGAUAUUGAUGAAUGUGAAAAGAAACCAAGUCCUUGUGGUUCAGACAAUAAAUGUACAAAUAAAAUUGGAAGUUUUGAAUGUGAAUGUGCAGAAGCAUGGAAUGGUGUUAGUUGUGAUAAAAGUUGGUACUGUAACAACAAAACCGAUGGUGUCUAUCGCCAUACUGAAUGCUCCAAGUAUGUAAACUGUACAAGCGGAGUUCAUAAAAUAGAGAAUUGCGUUAUUGGUCAAACAUUUGAUGUUGAUAAACUGGAGUGUGUUCAUUCAUCAUUGACACAAUGUGAAACAAUUGAGAGAUGCAAAAAUUCAACAUGUAACUUUCACGGGGAAUGUGUCGAUAGCAUUGAGACACCUCCUAAUUGCACAUGCUACAAUGGAUACUACGGAACCUACUGUGAGAAUGAACUGUUGAAUUGUUCAACACUGAAUUGUACACACGGAACGAAAGAUGUUGUGGAUUCAACAGAAGAUCUUUGUAAAUGUCAAUGUAUACAAGGAUACGACGGUCAGUUCUGUACAGAAGAUAUUAAUGAAUGUGAAAAGAAACCAAGACCUUGUGGUUCAGACAAUAUAUGUACAAAUAAAAUUGGAAGUUUUGAAUGUGAAUGUGCAGAAGCAUGGAAUGGUGUUAAUUGUGAUAAAAGUUGGUACUGUAACAACAAAACCGAUGGUGUCUAUCGCCAUACUGAAUGCUCCAAGUAUGUAAACUGUACAAGCGGAGUUCAUAAAAUAGAGAAUUGCGUUAUUGGUCAAACGUUUGAUGUUGAUAAACUGGAGUGUGUUCAUUCAUCCUUGACACAAUGUGAACCAAUUGAGAGAUGCAAAAAUACAACAUGUAACUUUCACGGGGAAUGUGUCGAUAGCAUUGAGACACCUCCUAAUUGCACAUGCUACAAUGGAUACUACGGAACCUACUGCGAGAAUAAACUGUUGAAUUGUUCAACUCUAAUUUGCACACACGGAACGAAAUAUGUUGUGGAUUCAACAGAAGAUCUUUGUAAAUGUCAAUGUAUACAAGGAUACGACGGUCAGUUCUGUACAGAAGAUAUUGAUGAAUGUGAAAAGAAACCAAGUCCUUGUGGUUCAGACAAUAAAUGUACAAAUAAAAUUGGAAGUUUUGAAUGUGAAUGUACAGAAGACUGGAAUGGUGUUAGUUGUGAUAAAAGUUGGUACUGUAACAACAAAACCGAUGGUGUCUAUCGCCAUACUGAAUGCUCCAAGUAUGUAAACUGUACAAGCGGAGUUCAUAAAAUAGAGAAUUGCGUUAUUGGUCAAACGUUUGAUGUUGAUAAACUGGAGUGUGUUCAUUCAUCCUUGACACAAUGUGAACCAAUUGAGAGAUGCAAAAAUUCAACAUGUAGCUUUCACGGGGAAUGUGUCGAUAGCAUUGAGACACCUCCUAAGUGCACAUGCUACAAUGGAUUCUACGGAACCUACUGUGAAAAUAAACUAUUGAAUUGUUCAACACUGAAUUGUACACACGGAACGAAAGAUGUUGUGGAUUCAACAGAAGAUCUUUGUAAAUGUCAAUGUAUACAAGGAUACAACGGUCAGUUCUGUACAGAAGAUAUUAAUGAAUGUGAAAAGAAACCAAGUCCUUGUGGUUCAGACAAUAAAUGUACAAAUAAAAUUGGAAGUUUUGAAUGUGAAUGUUCAGAAGCAUGGAAUGGUGUUAAUUGUGAUAAAAGUUGGUACUGCAACAACAAAACCGAUGGUGUCUACCGCCAUACUGAAUGCUCCAAAUAUGUAAACUGUACGAGCGGUGUUCAUAAAAUAGAGAAUUGCGUUAUUGGUCAAACGUUUGAUGUUGAUAAACUGGAAUGUGUUCAUUCAUCCUUGACACAAUGUAAACCAAUAGAAAGAUGUCUUAUGUCUACUUGUAACUCUAAUGGAGUGUGUUUUGAUGGUCCCGAAAUAUCACCAAAUUGUUCUUGUGAUCCACUUUAUUAUGGCUCUUUUUGUGAGUAUAAGGCUAUGAAUUGUUCAACUCUUAGCUGCUCAAAUGGUUUAUCGGAGGUUUUGCCAGCGUCAAGUGGGUUAUGUAAAUGUCAGUGUUCUAAAGGAUAUAAAGGGCAAUUUUGCUCAGAGGAUAUUGAUGAAUGCUCUGGUGAAAUAGAUCCAUGUGGAAUGGAUAAUAAAUGCAAUAAUACAUUUGGAAGUUUUAAAUGUGAAUGUUCAGAAGCGUGGAAAGGCGAUGUUUGUGAGAAAAGUUGGUAUUGCGAUCAAGAAGUUAAUGGAAUUUAUCGUCAUACUGAUUGUUCGAAGUUUGUAAACUGUACAAGCGAAGUUCAUAAAAUAGAGGAUUGUUUUGUUGGUCAAACUUUUGAUGUAGAUAAACUGGAUUGUGUUCACUCUUCAUUGACAGAAUGCAAGCCAUUAGACAGAUGUGAUGCCAGUACUUGUAAAAAUGGUGGUCGUUGUGAAGAAACAAGAAAUUAUGUCAAGUGUCACUGCGAUAACCAUUAUUAUGGUGAAUAUUGUCAUCUUGAGGCCGAAACAUGCAAUAAUCUAACUUGUGGUAACGGGAAUAAGAAAUCUCUACGAUUAGAUUACUGCAUCUGUGACUGUAAUGAGGGCUGGACAGGGCCGAGAUGUUUAACUGAUGUCAACGAGUGUGUGUUGUUAGGGGAGAAAGCUUGCUCAAAUGCAGCUAAUAAUUGCACUAAUAUUGAAGGUUCGUUUACUUGCCAAUGUAGUGACGAUUGGAUGGGUUCUAAUUGCUCCGAGAGCUUUUUCUGUUCAAACAGAACAGAUGGACUUUAUAGACACCAAGAUUGCUCUAAAUCAGUUUCGUGCUCAAAUCAGAUUCACACAAUAAACUCCUGUCCUUCUACCUGGUUGUGGAAUGGAAACAGCUGCCAAAAUAUACCUGCAGAUCAGUGUACAAAUAAAGAGAGAUGUUCGUACAAAGUAUGUCCAUCAGGAAAAAUAUGUGUUGAAGAUGCAAAUGACUUUGCGCGAUGCGUCUCUAGCUAAAAAAAGAAAAACUGAUGAAAUUAAUACUUAGAAAUGGCUAAAAACCACUGAAAGAAACCAAAAACGACUAGAUUACUGUAUCUAUGACUGUAUAUAUAUAUAUAUAUAUACAUAUAUAUAUUUAUUUAUGUAUAUAUAAAUUAUAAAAGUUAUUGAACGAUAGGCA
This is a messenger RNA of Dimorphilus gyrociliatus, 6955 nucleotides long. NCBI's taxonomy places the organism in Eukaryota, Metazoa, Annelida, Polychaeta, Dinophilidae. The record is from the annotation of a GenBank genome assembly.